AUGGGCGUGCUCGGCGCGGCGGGAGCGCUGCGUCGCUCGCACGCGGCCGCGCUCGCAGCGCUGGGGGCGCUGCUGCUGCUGCUGCUGGCGAGCCGCGCGCCCGCCCCGCCCCCGCGCCGGCCCCGCCCACUGCCGCCACGGACCACCCCGCCCUCGCCCCUGCCCCCGCCCGCCCGACGCACCAACACAACCCUACCUCCUCCACCCACGCACCCGCCAACACAUCCGCCGUCACCGACGCCGCGCGACCCGCGUAUCAUCCUCACCCGUGACGUGUACGUAGCGGGCCACGAGCGACCCCACCCGGAGUUAUGCCCGGCGUUAGGUGCGCGUCUCCAACUCCUCGUGUUGAUUACAUCAGCGCCGUCCCACGCUAGUGCUCGCGAUGCUGUGCGAUUGACCUGGGGCCAUUACGCGUCGAGGAGCGAUGUUGCACUCGCGUUUGUACUAGGCUCCCCCCCAGCUUCAUUACGCUCAGCGAUUGACGCGGAGGACGCUUUGUACGGUGACCUGAUCGUGGGUAGAUCGAUCGACUCGUACUCGAAUCUCACGCUGAAGACACUUUCGAUGCUGGAGUGGGCGGACACGUACUGUCCCCGUGCGCCGAGACUGCUGAAGACAGAUGAUGAUAUGUUCAUCAAUAUUCCUCGGUUGCUGCGCUUCGCAACGGCACCGGGGCGGGUCAACGCGACCCGCACCAUUUGGGGCAAGGUGGUGAAGAAAUCGUAUCCGAAGCGGACCACUAAGUCGAAGUACUACGUGUCUCCUCUUCAGUUUCCUGGCAAGGUGUUCCCAGACUUCGCCACGGGGCCUGCUUACCUGGUGUCAGGCGAUUCGAUACGCGUGCUACUGGCGGCUGCGGGGGGCGAGCGCUACCUGCGUCUCGAGGACGUUUUCGUCACGGGCGUUUUAGCCACGCGUUUAAAAAUCGCUCGUCUGCAUUCGCCCGAGUUUUACAAUCGUAAGGUUGCCCUACACCCGUGCGCGGUGCAGCGCGGUAUCGCCAUACAUAUGGUACGGUAUCACGAGCAGUUCGAUCUGUGGAGGAAGCUACUUGAUGGAAAAACUAAAUGCACCAGCUAA
Messenger RNA from Parnassius apollo (apollo), 1083 nucleotides. The record is from the annotation of a GenBank genome assembly. NCBI's taxonomy places the organism in Eukaryota, Metazoa, Arthropoda, Insecta, Lepidoptera, Papilionidae.